AUGUCUAAUGUGGCUCUUGACAUUGGAAGCCGUCUGACAAAGGUGUACUUUUCAGGUGAUGUGCCUAGUAAGCGAGUCUUUGAAACUCCAAAAGGUGUUCAGAAACUUAAGGAGCGUUUUAAUCUAGGAACAUCGGUAGAAGAACUGGAUUCUUUCUUACGAGUUUUAUGUUGUGCUUCAAGACUUAUGGGGACUCAAAAAAAUGUUGAGUUACUGGUAAGCGCUGAUGAAAAUCCCAUAUUUUCACAAUAUGUACUGCGUUGGCUCAGCUCCAUUACAUUUCGUGGAAGCUGCAGUAUUGUGGAUCAACAUUCAUGGAUGUUAAAUCUUUACGGGGCGUUGGAGAAUGGUUGUGUGGUGGACAUUGGAAAUCAGGCAACCCGUGUAGUUCCAGUAAUGUAUAGUACACCUGUCGUGGAGGCUAUUACUAUUGGAAGUGGCAUGCAAGACCUUUUUCUACAGGCCGCAGAAGAGGCAGUUGAUUUACAUGAAACCCUUUCAAAUUCAACAUACUUAAAACUACAUAUUCCAUUACCCAUGGUGGCUGAUUGGAUUAUGAUGCUUAUUGAGGAGUCUCUAGUUCUCUGCAACCCAUAUACACAACGUUCAUUCGUGUCUAAUGUGUUUCUAAUAACAGGGGGUGGAGUAGCCGCUGCGUGGUUAGUUAAGGCGUUACGGUCUAACAUUAUAAAGAAUUGGCCCAGUUCACGUGUAUUGUUUGUUAGUGAUUCUGCUCCAAUGUUAUGGAUGGCUGGGCGUGAUUCUUGA
Molecule: messenger RNA, 768 nt
Organism: Trypanosoma theileri
Lineage: Eukaryota; Euglenozoa; Kinetoplastea; Trypanosomatida; Trypanosomatidae
Exons: 1
Coding region: 1-768 (255 amino acids)
Source: RefSeq, a predicted model, not a curated record